CCGUGCGGUCGGCUGACUUCACGCGGCUGGAAGUGGGACAGCUGAAGUUCAUUCCUCUCAGCUGAUGAUGGCGGAUGUUGAUGUCGACAAAGAAACCAUGAAGAAUUACCACACAGCGUCCGAGAGAAUCAACCCCGACACCGGCCGCUUCCCGUACUGCGUCGUGUGGACGCCCAUCCCCGUGUUAUCAUGGUUGUUUCCAUUUAUUGGUCACAUGGGAAUCUGCACUUCCACUGGAGUCAUUCGAGACUUUGCCGGACCUUACUUUGUCUCAGAAGACAACAUGGCUUUUGGAAGACCAACAAAAUACUGGAUGCUUGACGUAAGCAAAGUCUACGCUAGUGGCUCCAACGCCUGGGACACGGCAGUGCAUGAUGCGUCGGAGGAGUAUAAGCACAGAAUGCACAACCUCUGCUGUGACAACUGUCACUCGCAUGUUGCCAUGGCUCUAAAUCUGAUGCGGUAUGAAAACAGUACCUCGUGGAACAUGGUCAAACUCUGUCUCCUCGCUCUGAUCUACGGAAAGCACGUCAGCUGUGCAGGCUUCCUGAAGACCUGGUUGCCUUUCCUGAUGCUGAUGGGCAUCAUCCUGACAGUGGCCCUGGCCAUCAACCUCCGGUGACCUGGGAGGCAGGUUACGUACACAGUGGAACCUCCUGCAGGUUGUACGUGGGGGGAUGACCUUUUUAACAACAAGGAUGGGCGAGGGGCAUUACACAGUGUCGAGUGAACAUGACAGAGGACAUAAAGACUACUCACCUCUCAAGAGAAUGCCUAACAGUGUCCCAACAUGCGUACGCAUGCUUGGUCUGUGGAAAGCCUGUUGCAUUUCUCCAGUGGUGAUGCAGAAAUAGCCUAGUGACGGAAAUCCAUUAAUAUUCAGUUAUUUUGAGAGAAGUGACUGAAUACCCCCUCCCACCACCACAACCACCAGGACCAUACAAACACACUUAAUGGAUUAUGAUUGCUGGAUUUUGAUUAUUGAAAGCCUGAGUACAGGUUAAAGCCAUCACCACCUGCAAAGUGUAGAAAAUGUCUCGCUGCAUUUAUAGCUGAACCGAGGUGCGUACAUUGUUGAAUCCUCUGAAGGAAUCACAUCUAUGCCUUGCUUUCAGAUGUUGAUGAUCUUGCUUUGUGAGGAAUAACUCAGUGCUUCCAGAAUGCCAUUUUUAUACCCGGGAGUACAAAUGUUAAAACAGUUACAUGCCUUUUAAAGGGAAUUUAUUGCAUUUCAUUCCUGGUCUCGCAUAGCUCUUCUACAGUUCUACAGCAACUAACAUGUGCCAGAGCGGUUUGUACAUUUUCUUACUUGUAUUCAGACUAAGGCUACAUCCAUACUACUACGUUUUUGUUUGAAAAUGCAUAAACUCCCCUGCUGAUACGCCUGGCGUCCACAGUACUCCAAAGCUGCUGGGGGCCCGUUUUAGUUUGAUAACUGCGGGGCUGCGUUUUAGUCUGGACGGGCAGAAACGCUCGUGUGGCCAGAUAUCAUGUUAGUUUGAAAAUGCCAUUUCCAAACAAAAUGUUGCAGUAUGGAUGGAGUCUAACUCCAUAAGAUAUUAGAAAGUUUGCAUCUUCUAAAAAGAAAUAUUUUUUAUAUGUGCAUUACAUGUAUCACCUCAUACACCUAGAUUGACUAUGUGACAAAGCAGUGCCUAAAAACGACCUUCCUCACACAUCCCAUAUUUUCAGCUGUUUUCAAAAAGAAAACGUUAAGUCCACAUCAUGGUUGACGCACAAAUUCCGUUGCCAUGGAUUUCUUGAGUAGAUUCAAAUCCCUCAUUGUUUGCAAUCAAACAGAAAAAAAGUGUUGAGCCCUCUCUUUGUCCUCGGUGCUGCCAGAAGCAGCAGGUAGCCAGGAUCCUCAGGUUUUUCACACUCACCGACCCCUGCUGAAUAUCCCCACUUUCUCCCGGCGACUGACCAGCGUCGCUCCUGCUGUUUUCCACCUCUGCAGAUCAGAUUCGGAGGUCAUUGUGAAAUGUCAGCACUGUUUUCACGAAGCUUUGAUAAUGUACCUGCCAACAUCCUGCCGUAAUCCAGCACAGAGAGUGUGAGCCUUUAAUUAAAGUCAGUUUUAUUUCUGUGGUAAUGGGGCUAAUACGAGGUAGGGCUAACACAGUGCCAGCUUUCUAAACUGUGCUCUCCUCAGAGAGAAAGCAGAUAUUCUUUGGACUUUUUGUGUGUAUUUCAGCCAUGUUGCCUGUAAAUAUUUGAACACAUAUUAUACUGUACACCAGGUGCUCUUUGUGUACUUUGCAAACUUGAUCACGUACUCUAAGGAUUUAUCCUUUGAAUAAUUUAGUGUCAUCUUUGUUUUCUUUACUCUAAUUCUGCAUUUCAUCUCUGCAUAUUUGUGUGAGUGUGUUUGUGUGUGUGCUUUAGUCAUGCACCCGACAGGAGAGAGCAUGUGAUUGCAUGCCAGCAUGUGUGUAUUGCAUGCAUGCAAGAAAUAGGGAGGGUUUGAGGAAGAAUGAAGUUUAUGUUUGACUCAUACUAUGGCUUCUUGAUUAAUUAUCAGCUGCAUUUCAUUGCAGCCAUCGAUUGAUUUCUUUGAUAUGCAUCACACAUAUCUUUCUCUUUAUCAGUUUCAAGUUAAGAUAUGAUAGCUGGUAAACCCAUAGAAGGAAUAUAUAAUAAAUUAGACUAUAACAGGCCUGCGUAUGUUAAUGCUAAUUUGAUGCUAUAGCCCGCAACGUGUGUAUCUCCAGAUUCUGGAAUACCUCAGAACUUUUUGUUCUCUCGGAGCAUUAAAACAAGGGAACAAAGACAGAAACAGAUAAUCUGGCAUCAUUUUGGAAAGUGGAUAUUGUCUUUUUAAAAACCCUUUUGUGAAUAUUUUAAACCCCCUUUCUGGGACAACUCAUGUUUGUCUUUUCCCUUUUUAAAGCUAUGUCACCAAGAAGUAAAUAGCUUAUAUUGUAAACACCACUUUAUGCCCUAAAAUCUCAAAUAUAUAAUAUAGUAUAUAAUAUUCUGGACAUUAGAUACAAGGAAGCAGACCAAUGGCCUUGCAUGCAGGUGGCUGUUACUCACAGUAAUCUGGAAAUAUGUUCCAUCUCUGUCCAAACUCAGUGAUGGUGUGGGUGGAAAAUACCUGUAGAAACAAAGAGAAAAGUGAAAAUCCCUUUCAUUCUCUGUAAUGGAGCUAAAUGUCAUAAAAUAGAGGGGGGAGAGCAAAAAUAUGUCUUUGAAUAUGUCGCUUGUUCUUUGGUGAAACAGCUUAUUCAUUGCAUUGGGCGCCAUGAAAGGUAAUGAAUGAAUAGCCCUUUGAAGUCAGCUGACGAAACUCACAACAUUGUCAUUUUACUGCGUCUCAUAUUUAAAUGUCUAUGUAUAAUUUAGGAAGAGAGAUAAGAAACUUGUUCAAAUAAAAUGGCACACCAGUCCUUUGUUGGAGCAUUUGGACUAAGAAGGCCACAUUCAUGGGGGAUCAUUUUAGAUGUGGCCGGCUUUUGGUGCCUUGUUGUAUCCAAGAGCCAGGUCCAGGAAUGUGGAGACAUGUGGUCCCAGUGAUUCAGACCGUUGACAAAAGACAGUUGGGAUGCUAUUAUUAGUGCCACUAUCCAUAUAUACCAGUCUGCAAUUUCCAAACCUCGUUUUGUUUCUAUAAUCCCCCAAAAUGUCUUCUAUGCUGCAGAUCAUUUAGCCCACUGGGGAUUGUAAGACUCAACUGCAAGUGAUUGUGUGAACUUCGAAUGUGUUUAAGACUUACAGCUAUAAUACCAAUAAAGAUGUCUAUUAUUGUA
This is a messenger RNA of Hippoglossus stenolepis (Pacific halibut), 3749 nucleotides long. It is a transcript of the gene tmem222b, whose product is annotated as transmembrane protein 222b. The transcript is spliced from 6 exons. NCBI's taxonomy places the organism in Eukaryota, Metazoa, Chordata, Actinopteri, Pleuronectiformes, Pleuronectidae. Bases 65 to 622 code for a protein of 185 amino acids. The record is from RefSeq and is a predicted model, not a curated record.